This is a messenger RNA of Leishmania major strain Friedlin, 369 nucleotides long. RefSeq lists its product as hypothetical. The record is from RefSeq and is a predicted model, not a curated record. The transcript has a single exon. Bases 1 to 369 code for a protein of 122 amino acids. Lineage: Eukaryota; Euglenozoa; Kinetoplastea; Trypanosomatida; Trypanosomatidae.
AUGAUAUCCUGUGUGCCUCGCCCUCCCCCCUCUUCACGGCUCUGCGCGCACCGCGUGUGCACCGCAUCCUUUGCUGCUCUUGCCCCCCCCCCCCUCCUACCCCUCCACCUCGUAUGCCGCGGAUUCCUCUCUCGUGUAUCCUUUUCUACUGCUGCUGCCGCUGCCAUCCCCAUCCCCGUCGAUGGAUGUGUGCACCCGCUUACACAUGUCUGCGGUGAUUCUUGUCCUCAUGGUCGAUUUGAAAUUAGCCGCGAAGUACCACAGCUUGCUAUGAUCUCUAGGUAUGUGUUGACGUGUGUGUGUAUGUCGACGAGCCACAUCAACACCCUCCUCCAAGAGGAGUACCAUUGCCUCACGGAUAUCACAUGA